Molecule: messenger RNA, 803 nt
Organism: Ipomoea nil (Japanese morning glory)
Lineage: Eukaryota; Viridiplantae; Streptophyta; Magnoliopsida; Solanales; Convolvulaceae
Product: 21 kDa protein
Exons: 1
Coding region: 154-747 (197 amino acids)
Biological process (GO): negative regulation of catalytic activity
Molecular function (GO): enzyme inhibitor activity
Source: RefSeq, a predicted model, not a curated record
CCAAACCUCUAUAAAAGAGGUCAGCAGCUAACUGCCCUUUUUAUUUCUCUUUUUUGUCUCUCACUCUUUCUUGCUCUCCUAUUAGCUAUCACUCUCAUUAUCGGUUUUAGCAGAAAUCUUUGGUCGGAAAGGCAUAUUUGAAGGCUCAGAGUGAUGGGUUUAAGUUUAAGGUUUUGUCUCCUUGUUCAAGCCCUGGUCUUGUGCUGCACAUUAGUCGCCGGAGAAAGACGGCCGCGCCACGUUUCGACGUCGUCGCCGGCGGGGGAUCUGGUCCGGAAGUCGUGCGUGAACGCCAGCUUCCCGGGCAUCUGCUACCGGACCCUGUCGGAGUACUCCGGCGGCGCUAUGAGGACGCCGCGGGACCUGGCGCAGGCGGCGGUGGGCGUGAGCCUCCACCGCGCGGGGAAGACGUCGGUGUUCCUGCGGCGGCUGAAGGCCCGGAGCCGGCGGGAGAAGGCGGCGGUGAGCGACUGCGUGGAGCAAAUGGGGGACACGGUGGACGAGCUGAGCCGCAGCGUGGCGGAGCUGAAACACCUCCGGCGAGGGAUCGCAUUCGAGUGGCAGAUGAGCAACGUGGAGACGUGGGUCAGCGCGGCGUUGACCAACGAGGACACGUGCCUCGACGGGUUUAAGGAAGUUGAAGUGACCGUACGGUCGGACGUUAAACGCCGAAUCCGGAACGUCGCUAGGGUUACCAGUAACGCCCUUUACCUUAUCAACCAACUUGACACCUCCAGACACAAAUAAAUAAAACUUCCUUGCUUUUCCAUUAAUCAAUUAAUUAAUUUUUACUUUUAAUAUAA